Messenger RNA from Haemonchus placei, 636 nucleotides. NCBI's taxonomy places the organism in Eukaryota, Metazoa, Nematoda, Chromadorea, Rhabditida, Trichostrongylidae. The record is from the annotation of a GenBank genome assembly.
AUGGAAUAUUCAGGUCUCCGACCGAACUCCAAGUUUUCCGAUAAAUUCAUUGUUUUCUCUAGAUUGUCCACUUUUCGCAGCAAGGUCAAAAAUGAUAGUCGCGCUGAGACAGGAAUCACGAACAAAGCAAUGGACGAGAUGAAUGCAGUAAUGGAUAUGCUAAGGGAGGAAAUCGAAUUAACCCAAAGAACCAUCGUGAACGGGUUUCGUGGUUUGGAAAGAAAAGUGGAAAAAUGGAACCGUCGUUUGGAUGGUAUCGAACGAAGAAUCUCUUCUUUGGAGGCAUCACCCAGGAGAAUGACGCCAAAAGUGGGAUGUGCAGUCGUAGAGAGUGAAAUAGACUUCACGAAACUUCCUCAAAAUUAUUUGAAGGCUUGGCUAUCCGGGAAGCGUGUAUUAUUGAUAGAGUUCGCUCUAGAUUUAGAGCGAGAACUUUAUGAAGACAACCCAUCGGAGCUAAUGCUGGAUGUAGAGGACAGGACGUCGACGGAAAAGACAAAUUUCAUUCAAAAGAAUAUCUUCAAAUAUUUCACCAUUCCGAAAAAGUCGGAAGAAGGUGUAUGGCGAAUGGUGAAAAACACCCUCAACGCCAGGGCUCGAGCUUCAAGAGUCCGCGCCGUCGAGGAACGUGUAUAA